Molecule: messenger RNA, 9767 nt
Organism: Mercenaria mercenaria
Lineage: Eukaryota; Metazoa; Mollusca; Bivalvia; Venerida; Veneridae
Product: cyclin-J-like
Exons: 6
Coding region: 188-1225 (345 amino acids)
Biological process (GO): regulation of cyclin-dependent protein serine/threonine kinase activity; mitotic cell cycle phase transition
Cellular component (GO): cyclin-dependent protein kinase holoenzyme complex; cytoplasm; nucleus
Molecular function (GO): cyclin-dependent protein serine/threonine kinase regulator activity
Source: RefSeq, a predicted model, not a curated record
UGGCUUUACUCUUAAAAGUCAUUGGUGCAUGUAGGGAUAGGUUGAAUUUCAGAAUUUGUAUGAUUUUGUGUGUACACAUGUAAGAAGAUUUACAAAUUAUUCAGAAAUUGCUGAUACACCAAAUGGUUACAGUAAAUUCACAAUAACUUUUUGUAACGUUUUUUACACCAAGGGAGAGAUUAAGUGGAUGGGUCACAUGAUGGCCAUAGAGCAAGAGUGGUGGAAGAAUAAACUUGCCGAGGACAUCUACGCCACCUUAAAACUGAAAGAACAGACCAUUCCCCAUUUCCAUGCACAGUCGUCACAGUUAUGGAUACGUCGUCAUCUGGUCGACUGGUUGUCAGUGAUAGUUAGUGAAGUAGGAAUCUGUGCGACGGCACAACAUUUGGCAGUGUACCUGCUGGAUUAUUUUAUGGACGGAUUAGAAGUAGAAUUGUGCUAUAUACAUCUGGUGGCUCUUACAUGUCUACUCAUAGCAGUAAAAUUUGAGGACCACUGUGACAAGAUACCUCACUACAGUAAACUGAACAGUUAUAUUCCAAUGAACCAGUACAACAAUGGUCAGCCAUACACACCGAGACAGUACCUCAAUAUGGAACUUAAUGUUCUCAAGUUCUCAUCAUUUGAAUUGUGUAUACCUACUGUACCGAAUUUCCUGCCAUAUUUUCUCAAAGUAGCUGUAGAUGAGGAUGAUCUGAGAGAUGGCAUACCUAUAACAUGUAAAUCUACUGUAGAGACCUACCUUGAGAAACAUGCUUUCUACUUUCAAGAAAUAGUGCUACAAGAUCAUAUGUUUCGGAGUUAUACUCCUUCACUAGUUGCUGCAUCUUGUGUUGCUGCAGCAAGAAUCUGUCUGCACUUGACACCAACCUGGCCAAAACAGAUGGAAUUGAUGACAGAUUACUACCUCGAACAGUUGCUGCCAUGCCUGCAGAGCAUGUUAGGGACACAUCAGCAAGACUCGUUGAUCAAGUCAGCCAAUUUUUACCAACCUAGUGCUAUAUCAAGUAUGAAUUACUUCCCCUCACCUCAGAUGUACAGGAAUUACCUCCCUUCCAUGAACACCACCAUUAGUCAUGUCCCUACUCAAAAAUGUGCUGAAAAUUACCAUUUUUCAAGACACCCAUUGCAAUAUAGCCAACCCUGCAACACUGUGAUCUCUUAUUCUAAUGUUGGGAAUUAUACAGACGUGCCGCAGCUUAUUCCACGGCUAAGAGGAUCUUGAUUAAGUGAAAGUUUUCUUUUGUCUGUGGUGAAACUUGGAGAAAUGUUAUUAUUUGUGCUAAAUGGUUAUAAGAUAGCUAAAACUGUUCACAAAUUUGAGUUCACAUAGACAUAUAUCAGUGCUUAGAUAAUGGUUUCAGACCACUACUUAGAAGAGAUGGUCUCGAACUACUUCUUGGAGAAAAUUGUUUAAGACCACUACUGAGAGAAGAAGUUCUCAGAACACUGUAAGAGGUGGCAACAAACUACUGGUAAACAUGUAAACAGUUAAAGAUAAUAUUAGGCAACUGCUGGUUAAAAAUUUCAUAUAUAACCACUUCAGGUGAAUGGAUACCGUGAGGAUAAAUUGGAUGUACGUGUAAAGUUAAAAGUACACGUUUUUACAGUAUGUGUUCAACAUUUUAUCUCAUUCCAGUGUGCUCUAACAAUUCACAAUAUUUCAUAGUGUUCCCCAUAAGUUGAAAUAACUAACCUCUCUAGUCAACGAUGUUAAUGUUAUAUAUGGUUCUGAAUGCUUGUGUUCAUAUUUUCUGCUAUUACUUUUAAAUCUUUAGGUUCGUUUUAAAAAACGAACCCUUCCAGUCAGUAAUGUGAACGGUACAAACCUUUAUGGUUUCUAUAUACUUGCGUCCAUAUUACUCUUGUUAUAUUUGAGUCUUUAGGCCCCUUUUAGAUUGUUCUGGUCAGUGUGAAAAUCUUAAUAUAUUCGCACAGUAAUUAUUUAUAAAGUUGAUAAGAUUAUACAGGUUUUCUUCAAAGACCAUAUUUGUCACUAUUGGAUUUUUUUUUGUCAUUACAAACUGUAAUGUUAAUUUUAAUGUUAAAACUUUAACUACAGUGUUUAAUCCUUAGACUAGCUCCUAGACUAUGAAAGACUAAGAAAUAUGCAUGGGAUUAUCCAUGAUUCCAUUUUAUGAAUUUCUGAGAAAGGUUGUUCAGCUUCAGAAUAUAAAUGGAAGAAGUGUUUUUUUAACUUUGCUUCACUGAUUUGUUUAACUGGAAAUUUUAUUCAGUAUUUUUCAGUCUUUGAGAAUAAGCAGAAUCUGCAGCUUGGCAUUCUAAUUCAGGAUGUUCUUAUGUUUAGUUAUUUCAGUAUAUUAUUAUUUGAUGAUUUCAGAGAUUUAGGAAAUUUAUUUAAUACACAUUUUUCAGGAACAUGUAUAAACAGAAAUUUUGUAAUUUAGUAUAAAACAUGUAUUUUGAAGUAAUAUUAAUUGUCCCCCCUCCCAGGGCAAAGGGAUGUCCAGCUUUUCUUCUCCAUCCAAAAUUGAAAAGGCUUAUAAUUCAAAAAGUUCUGUAAUCAGAAUCACCAAACCUAUGACAUUUGCUCACAUAUAGCAUUUCCCCUUGACCUAGUAAGAGCAGAAUUUUCCCUUUGAUUUGGUAAAAAAGAGGGAUUUUUGACUUACACAAAUAUAGGUCACUAUAGGGCUGUGGUAAUUGCACAUCAAGUUCACUUAUAAAUCUCUUUAGGGCAGUGUUUUUGCCCUGGAUUUUCUAAAAAUUAGGAACCAGCACGCCAUUGCAUAGUCCUUUUUAGCCUGGCUCCCUGGCUGCAUGGUUAUUUUUAUGUAAAUAAUGCAAACAUUUUAUAAUAAAAUUUGAUAGCUGAACCUGUGUUCGGAGCCAAGGGCAAUAAAAAUGUCAAUGUAGAAACAACCUGCUGGAGUUACUUCCCUCUUAAUGAAUAAAACUUAUUAUAUAAUUAUAUGUAAAUAAGAACAAACAUAGGGGCAGGAGCCAGUCUAAUUCCUUUUAUACAUACCGGUAAGUUGUAUUAAUCUGGAAAUCAAAUAUCUUUGAAAAUAUAGUCGAGGCAUUCGCAAAACCACCUAUUAGGCGAGGAUAUAAAUUCACUGAACUUGCUUGUUUUUACGGAUUUAGUGGUUUAGUCAAGCCACAAAGUUCAAUGCCAAUGGAGCAGUCAUAUUCCUAUUAAUUUUAUGUUCAAAUGUCAGAAUAUAUCUCCAAGAAAAAGCUGUUUGUCUAAAAAAGUACGGAAUUUCAUGCCCAUUAAAUUCAGUGAUUUCACAGUUCUAUUAUCUUCAAGAAGAAGUUGACUCUAUGUAAAAUCCUUCAGUCUGUGAUUUUUGUAAGUGCUUUUGCUGUUUUUCAUUAUUUUAUUUGUUCAUUAUUUUGAGAUUAUUAAGCAAUUUUGCAUAUUUCUGUUUUGUUUCAGUCUUUAAUCUCUGAAAGUUUCAAGUUCCACAGAAUGGACAGAUUAUUAUUUAGGAAAUGUUACAAUCUUUGUUAAAAUCAUUUUAUUAAUUUUAAUCAGUUUAUAAAAUUUGAAAGACGAUGGAGUUUCACAAAAUUCAACUUUUUCUUAAUAAAAAUAUUAUUCAACAACAUGAUUUACAUCUUUAUAAAAUAUUCAGAUUGAUUUCAUAUUGCAUAUUUAAGUUAAGUUGAAACAAGUUAAAGGUUUGCAAAGUAUUUCAAGAUUUUUAGUUCAUCUGAUUUUUUGAAAAAAAAUGAUGAGUUAUUGUCAUCACUUGAGCGGUUGUCGGCGUCGGCGUCGGCGUUGCCUGGUUAAGUUUUAUGUUUAGGUCAGCUUUUCUCCUAAACUAUCAAAGCUAUUGCUUUGAAACUUGGAAUACUUGUUCACCAUCAUAAGCUGACCCUGUAUAGCAAGAAACAUAACUCCAUCUUGCUUUUUGCAAGAUUUAUGGCCCCUUUUGUACUUAGAAAAUAUCAGAUUUCUUGGUUAAGUUUUAUGUUUAGGUCAACUUUUCUCCUAAACUAUCAAAGCUAUUGCUUUGAAACUUGGAAUACUUGUUUACCAUCAUAAGCAGACCCUGUACAUCAAGAAACAUAACUCCAUCUUGCUUUUUGCAAGAAUUAUUGCCCCUUUUGGACUUAGAAAAUCAGUUUUCUUGGUUAAGUUUUAUGUUUAGGUCAGCUUUAAUCCUACACUAUCAAAGCUAUUGCUUUAAAACUUGCAACACUUGUUCACCAUCAUAAGCUGACCCUGUACAGCAAGAAACAUAACUCCAUCCUGCUUUUUGCAAGAUUUAUGGCCCCUUUUGGACUUAGAAAAUAUCAGAUUUCUUGGUUAAGUUUUAUGUUUAGGUGAACUUUUUUCUCUUAAACUAUCAAAGCUAUUGCUUUGAAACUUGCAACACUUGUUGACCAUCAUAAGCUGACCCUGUACAGCAAGCAACAUAACUCCAUCCUGCUUUUUGCAAUAAUUAUUGCCCCUUUUGGACUUAGAAAAUCAUUUUCUUGGUUGAGUAUUAUGUUUAAGUAUACUUUUCUCAUAAACUAUCAAAGCUAUUGCUUUAAAACUUGCAACAGUUUUUCACCAUCAUAAGUGGACACUGUACAUCAAGAAACAUAACUCUAUCCUGCUUUUUGCAAGAAUGAUGGCCCUUUUUAUACUUAGAAAAUCAUGGGUAGGACAAUAGUUCUAUUAUACAAAAAAAAUCAGAUGAGCGUCAGCACCCGCACGGCGGUGCUCUUGUUUUUUUUUUUUGACAUAAAGAGGAUAAUUGCUUUUUACUUUUCCACUUUUUGUGCUCAGGCCCGAUUUUCAAGAAACAGUUUUCGGUCUCAGCUGAGUUGCAGAUUCUACUAGAACUUCAAGAUCUAAUGCCAACUGAGACUGACCAUCAAGACAAAAUAGUCACUUGAACAUAAUUAUUAACUUAACAUUUAAUUUUAAACAUGCAAUUUAGAUAUAAAUGACAAAUAAUGGUUCGGUAUCAAACUUAGCUGAGACUGAAAAAUAUUUGUGAGCAUUGGGCGUUGUAAAAUAGGGUUAUUUUAAUAGUAGCUUGAUCAGGGAUGUUGUAUUCUGCUCAAGUGGAUAUUGCUAGGCUGAUCUCCCGAGUCACGCAAGCGCCGAUUGUGAUCCGGCCUGGCAAAAUCCAUGAGAGCCAAAUACAAAAUCCAAGAUCUAGCUCCUUUUAUAAUGACCCUUUUAUUACACUUCCUUUUUGUUUGUUGUUUUGUUAUUGAAUGGAAUCUCCAACAUUUUAAUAGUUUUAUCAAUGUUGAAGAAGUCAGGCUACAUGCAAUACAAAAGGUACAGUAUGGAUUUUUUUCUGCCAGUUUGUAUUUACAAGCUGUAUUUUUGACAGAAUUUAUAUAGGUAUGCAAUAAAGAGUUAUAUUUUUAAAAGCACAGUCAGUCUUAACCUCAGCUGUUACCUCAUUAGUAAAAAGGGUAAAAUAGGCCAAUAAAGCAGUAAUAUGUUACUUGAUUUUUAGCUCACCUGUCACAAAGUGACAAGGUGAGCUUUUGUGAUCGCGCAGUGUCCGUCGUCCGUCGUCCGUCCGUGCGUCCGUAAACUUUUUGCUUGUGACCACUCUAGAGGUCACAUUUUUCAUGGGAUCUUUAUGAAAAUUGGUCAGAAUGUUCAUCUUGAUGAUAUCUAGGUCAAGUUCGAAACUGGGUCACGUGCGGUCAAAAACUAGGUCAGUAGGUCUAAAAAUAGAAAAACCUUGUGACCACUCUAGAGGUCACAUUUUUCAUGUGAUCUUCAUGAAAAUUGGUCAGAAUGUUCAUCUUGAUGAUAUCUAGGUCAAGUUCGAAACUGGGUCACGUGAAGUCAAAAACUAGGUCAGUAGGUCUAAAAAUAGAAAAACCUUGUGACCACUCUAGAGGUCACAUUUUUCAUGGGAUCUUCAUGAAAGUUGGUCAGAAUGUUCAUCUUGAUGAUAUCUAGGUCAAGUUCGAAACUGGGUCACGUGCAGUCAAAAACUAGGUCAGUAGGUCUAAAAAUAGAAAAACCUUGUGACCACUCUAGAGGUCACAUUUUUCAUGGGAUCUUCAUGAAAGUUGGUCAGAAUGUUCAUCUUGAUGAUAUCUAGGUCAAGUUCGAAACUGGGUCACGUGCGUUCAAAAACUAGGUCAGUAGGUCUAAAAAUAGAAAAACCUUGUGACCACUCUAGAGGUCACAUUUUUCAUGGGAUCUUCAUGAAAGUUGGUCAGAUUGUUCAUCUUGAUGAUAUCUAGGUCAGGUUCGAAACUGGGUCACGUGUGGUCAAAAACUAGGUCAGUAGGUCUAAAAAUAGAAAAACCUUGUGACCAACCUAGAGGUCACAUUUUUCAUGGGAUCUUCAUGAAAGUUGGUCAGAAUGUUCAUCUUGAUGAUAUCUAGGUCAAGUUCGAAACUGGGUCACGUGGAGUCAAAAACUAGGUCAGUAGGUCUAAAAAUAGAAAAACCUUGUGACCACUCUAGAGGUCACAUUUUUCAUGGGAUCUUCAUGAAAGUUGGUCAGAAUGUUCAUCUUGAUGAUAUCUAGGUCAAAUUCGAAACUGGGUCACGUGCCUUCAGAAACUAGGUCAGUAGGUCUAAAAAUACAAAAACCUUGUGACCACUCUAGAGGUCACAUUUUUCAUGGGAUCUUCAUGAAAGUUGGUCAGAAUGUUCAUCUUGAUGAUAUCUAGGUCAAGUUCGAAACUGGGUCACGUGCGGUCAAAAACUAGGUCAGUAGGUCUAAAAAUAGAAAAACCUUGUGACCACUCUAGAGGUCACAUUUUUCAUGGGAUCUUCAUGAAAAAUGGUCAGAAUGUUCAUCUUGAUGAUAUCUAGGUCAAGUUCGAAACUGGGUGACGUGCGGUCAAAAACUAGGUCAGUAGGUCUAAAAAUAGAAAAACCUUGUGACCACUCUAGAGGUCACAUUUUUCAUGGGAUCUUCAUGAAAAAUGGUCAGAAUGUUCAUCUUGAAUAUAUCUAGGUCAAGUGCGAAACUGGGUUACGUGCCUUCAAAAACUAGGUCAGUAGGUCUAAAAAUAGAAAAACCUUGUGACCACUCUAGAGGUCACAUUUUUCUUGGGAUCUUCAUGAAAGUUGGUCAGAAUGUUCAUCUUGAUGAUUUCUAGGUCAAGUUCGAAACUGGGUCACGUGCGGUCAAAAACUAGGUCAGUAGGUCUAAAAAUAGAAAAACCUUGUGACCACUCUAGAGGUCACAUUUUUCAUGGGAUCUUUAUGAAAGUUGGUCAGAAUGUUCAUCUUGAUGAUAUCUAGGUCAAGUUCGAAACUGGGUCACGUGCCUUCAAAAACUAGGUCAGUAGGUCUAAAAAUAGAAAAACCUUGUGACCACUCUAGAGGUCACAUUUUUCAUGGGAUCUUCAUGAAAGCUGGUCAAAAACGAUGUCAUACUCAAAACUGGGUCAUGUGGGAAGAGGUGAGCGAUUCAGGACCAUCAUGGUCCUCUUGUAUAUGUAUUUUACACCAAGCAAUAUUCAUGUUAUAAAUGAAACAUUGUGGUCAACCUAAAGACUGAAGAGAGAUAAUUUAUAUUUUGACUCUCUUGAAAUACCGGUGUAUAUGUUUAUAUUGUAUUGUUUGUACAUAGUUUUAAACAAUUUAAUUGUUAUAAAAUGUUAAAUUGUAUUUUCACUGAUGAUAAAGCCAUUUAGUUUGUGUACGAAGAAAGAUAACUAUGAUAUUUCUACUUUCCUUCCAAUGCUUAAGUUGCUUCCCCUGUCCCACACACAACAUUAUAUCUUGAUUUUUUUUUUUCAAAUUAUUAUAAAACAAAUAAACAAAAUUUGAUAGGAGGUUUCCAUUUUAAAUUUCAAUUAAUUUGGGUAGUAAAUUUUGAUUCUCUUUGUUACAGGGUUCAGGAUUUCUUAGUUUGCCUUGAAAAACCAGUUUGUGUAUUUUUUGUAAAAAAUUGAUAAAAAUGUUUAAAAGAUUUCCAUAGUCCAAAAUUUUCAUUUGCAGUUGAAAACUACCUAUAGUAUUUGAAUGAAUGAAUGUCUUCAAAUUUCACAAACUGAUCACUCUUUGAGACCUCUUAAAUGAGCACUAUCAAAAUAAAGAAGACAUUAAAAAGAUGCAGAUUUUGUGUCUGAGAUAGUAACUUCUAAAAUACUCCUAAUUGAUUGCUUAUUUGAGUACAUAAUAUUAUCUGCUAACAGAAGUGUAGUCUUAGAAAAUGAAAAAGUAUGGAAACUGUUAUGCGUUUUAUUCCGAAAAACAACAAAUGUUGAGAUAAAAAUUAUCAGUUAUAAAUGGAAUGAAGUGAGAUUAAUGAUAUAAUUGGAGAAAAUGACAAGGGGGGAUUUUGUCCCCCUUAGGCACAGUGAGCAGGGAGGAUUUUGUCACCCUUAGGCACAGUGAGCAGGGAGGAUUUUGUCCAGGGAGUUGGGAUUAGUGAUUCUUGGAUAUCAAGUAAGGAAAAGUGAACCUUACAGUUGUGUUUUGUCGUCACAGAUGUACAUUGUAGAUUAUUGCUAUUUUAUUGAGAUUGUAUUUAGCUUUGAGCAUAUAUUCUGUACCUCGUAUCAUACCUUGUAUGGCUGUAAGCUAGUAUUAGUUUUUCUGUAUUCUAAAUUUUAACUUUGUCAGAUUUUCAGGGUACUUUGAGAGAUCACUUUUUUAAGUGAGUAUAGAUAGACGAAACCUCUGGUGUACAAUUUGACCAAGGUUUUGAUUUUGUUAAAUAAAAAUUUUAAAACUUAAAAAAAUUCCACUGAAAUUAAGAAAUACCCUUUCAACCUUCAGCCUGCUGGUGGCAAGUGAUUCUGCCUUUGUGACCUGUGCAGACCAAGAUCAGCCUGACUGUUCGCUAUUCAGUAAGUAAAUUUUCAGUGAACACCCCUUUAAAAAUAAGUGGUACUGCCAACAUUGAAUGAUGGACCAGUCCAUUUUAGAAAUAUAGCAGGGUAAAGGUUAAAAGGAUAAUUAUCAGUUUUUAAAUGGAAUGAAGUGAAUAUUUGGAUAUAACUGUAAAAUGAACAGGGUGAUUUUUACUGCCUUUAGCAGGGGAGAUUUUGUCCAUUUUUUCAUUUAUGUUAUUGUGUAAUAAAACCAAUCAGCCCAGUAGACAAAGCAGAACAUUUUCUUUAGAGGAGUUUAUUAACACAAUAAAUGCACUUGAAUUGUUUGUUGCCACAGACAGUAAUCAUUCCUCAAAACAAUGUGAUUUUAUAAGACUGAAAAUACACAGUAAUUUAUUGGUGGCUGCUGUAAAAUCAUUAAUUUUCAUUCUAAUAUGCUUGUUUUUAUAACAUGCUUAUGCUAAACUGAGGUCAUGUUAACAGGCAAUGAAGUCAAUGUGUUUUUUGCCACCAAGAAGGAGCACAACUAUAUUUUAUCUUCUGUUUAAAUAAAGGGCAUAUUGGAAUCAAAAUUAUACAUACCAAAAUCUUGUUUUACUUAAAAUGAUAAACUCAAAAUUGGUUAUACGCCACAAGAAUUAUUCACUCGGGCUCUUCCCUCGUGAAAUUAUACCACGCACGUAUAACCUCUUUUUCAUGAUCAGUAACGUAAAAAUACAAUUUUUCUAUACAUAAUUUUGUUGAUUUCAAUGUUGUAUUAUUGCACAAAAUUAAGACCCAAGAAACAGUGAAAUAACCAUUUUGGCCGAAACCACAAAAUUUCAUGCCCAUGAAAUUAAAUGAUUUCAAAGUAUGAGGAUAAGAAGUGACACUGAGAUUAUGUACAUUGUUCUCACUAUGUUUUUUGUACUUAAAAAUUAUUUUCUUGUUUUAAAGUCAAUGAGUUACAUAAUAUUAUAUUUUGUCUUUCAGUAAAUUGAAUGUGUUCAUUAUCACAUGUUGCUCAAUUAAAAUUGUUAACUGUUAAA